GUGGUUAAGGUUAUAGAUCUUAUCUUAAACCGAAUCCAUGGUUUAUGAAAACGUCCACUAUAUUGAUAAGUUAUAAAACUUAUGUGAUAACUGAUAACCCUUGGCGCACCCUGAAGUUAAUUUUUCAUUUUCAUUUUAUUUUCAUAAACCGAGGAAAAUUUUAUUUUGUUCUUUCAUUUUUAAAAAUUUAUAUAUUCACAGUGUAUGAUUUAUAAUUAUAAAAUAGGAAAAUAUUAUUUAUUUUAAAAUUUAUUUCGUUCAAACCAUGUAAUUGUUACAAUGGGCUGUGUUUACAGCAGCAGAAAAACUAUACCAUCUUCUGUGUUCAAAGUAAGUAAUUAAUCAAUUAAAUUUUAGAAAACUAAAUUAUUACUGAGUUUUAAUAAUUUAUAGGUUACUAAUAUUGAUGAUGUUGGUAAUGAAAAAUAUCAUGGUCAAAUGGAAAUUAAUACUUGUAAUUUAGUACUUCAUAAAAGUAGAGAACCACCCAUUAUAUGGCCAUUGAGUACAGUGCGACGUUAUGGAUAUGAAGAAUCUAUGUUUUGCUUUGAAGCUGGACGCUCAUCUCCUUAUGGCCAAGGAAUAUUUGCAUUUAGAAGUAAAGAUGCCAAAAGUAUUUUUAAUGCUGUCAAAGGAAAAUUACAGGUAUGAACAAUUCAACAGUUUAUUACAAUACCUACUUAGUUACUUUCAGAUAAAUAUAUAUAUAUGUAUAUAUAUUUAUACAUUUAUAUUUUUAGUUAUUACCUUUAACUAGUUUGCAUGUAGAGCUAAUUAAAAUUAAAAUAAUUUUUUUUAAAUAUGAUAGACUUAAAUCUAAAAGUAUCAAGAGAAAUAUAAAGCAAUGAAGACUAAAUAAGCAAGUUUCGGAGCUUUAACAAAAAAAGGAGUCAUUAGCAGUUUUAGACUUAAAAUAAGGGAUAGCAAAAAAAAUGUGAUUAAGAGAAAAAAAGGAAGGAACUCAAAAACUGAAUUUAGGCUAGAAGCUCAAGAUAUACAAUAUUAUAAUUAUUAAAUCAUAUAUACAAAUAUAAUAUUGAUCAAUUGACGUCUAAAUAAGAGAGAGUCCAAGUUUACUAAAUUUUGGUCUGGAAGGAGAGAGUCUCUAGAAAUGAUUAGGUUAAUUGGAAAUCAAAAAAAAGUUGGUAUACAUUGUACUAUUAAUUUUUUUUUUUUUGUUUUUUCCGGCCAACCAUUAAUUUUCUAACUAGAAAAGUUACUGAAGUUAAAACUAAAAAUAAAAAAAGUUACACUUUAUACAAUCAAUAUUAAAAAAUUGUUCUAUAAGGCAUCAGUAAACAAUAAUAAUACAUUCAUUACUAUUAUAAAAGUAUAAAAUGCUAUUGCUAUUAUUAUAGAAUUAAUAGUAUAAUUAAUAACACUUAAUGUAACCAACUAUAAUAUAAUAAAUAAAUUGUUUUAUUUUGUUGUGGAUUAUUUUUCCUGUGGCUUUGUUUCCCUAUAUUUAAGUUAAUCAUAUGUGCAAUUCUUUUUAACAAUUUAAACUGAAUAUUAUCAAGAUCAUAAUUUUAGGUGAAUAAUGAUUGAGACUAAAUUACUGAGACAAAUUGUAAUACAGAUUGCACUAGAGGGCAAUAAAGUAUUUUCAGAGUAUUAGGGUUUUUAAAUUUUUGGGUAUUUCUGUGUAUAAAACUUGAAAUGUUGUAAGACUUGCUAUGCAUAUAAUCAUGAUUUAUUCUUAAAGAUAAAUCAGCUGAAAUGAACGCCAAGAUCAAUUAUUUAAAGUUAUAUUGCUAUAUAAAGCUAUAAUUAUUUAAAGAAUAUUUAUAAGUAACAGGAUUUUUACUAUGAGUGAAAGAAACAAUUUUGCAUUUAUCAAUAUUUAAUUGAAGAAAAUUUCUCUUUCUCCAAUUUAAAAAUUUAUUUGGGUUUUUUUGUAAAUUUACAGUUAGAAAUUGAGUUAAUUUGCAUCGUCCAUAUAAAAAAGAACUUCAACGCUAUUAACAAAAAUAUGAGGCAAAUCAUUUAUAAAUAAUAAUAAAAAGUAGUGGUCCUAAAUGAGAUCCUUGUGGUACACCUGAUAAUGCUUGAAACUCAUUCAAUGUUUGAAAAGAUAUUUAUACAAUUUGAGUUUGAUUGUGCAAAUACGGUGUUAUCCACCUUCAAAACGAAUCAGAAAUUUCAAAGAAUUUUAGUUUAUUUAAAAGAAGUAGAUGGUUUAUCUUAUCAAAAGUUAGAUAGAUAGCAUCUAUUUGUUAACCAUAUUAAAAGGUCAGACUGACAUAUUUCGAGGUUAGUUGAGAUUGAGUGCUAAGGUAAAAAUCCAUGUUGAGAUUCACAAAUUUAAUUUGAAACUAGCAAAGUUAACUUCUUAGUUAUAAUAACUGCAAUAAUUUUUGGUAUUAAUGACAAUUUAGUUAUUGGUCUAUAAUUUUGAAUAUCAUUUCUACUACCAGAUUUGUAAAUAGGAAUAACAAAAAAAUUUUUCCAUAAUUGUAGGAAAGUACCAUGAUAAAGUGAACAAUUAAAUAAAAAGUGUAAAGGUUUAACAAGAGAAUGUUUAUAAGCUUUCAAAAACAAAGGUGGCAUACCAUCUGUCUCUGCACAUGAGUGCUUAUUUCAAGAAUCAAGCACAUCUAAGAUUUCGUUUUCAGAUAUAUUACAAGUGUCAAUAUUUUUUAAAUUAUAAUCAUUAGAUAAUUCAAAGUCAAAAGAUUCAGCGUUCAGAUUUGUACCAACAAAAACAGAGAAAAAAUAUGUAGCAAAUAAAUGCAAACUAUCUUUAAUAGAGUUUGAUUUUAUGUUAUUCAGAAAAACGUCUGUGGGAAAAUUAAUAGUAUUUGACCUUAGUGAUUUAAUAUAUUUCCAAUAUGAUUUUAUAUUAUGAUUAAUGUUAAGUUCCAAGUUUAAAUACAUUAUUAGUAUUAUGUUUAAAUACAUCAAAAAUAAGUUUUUAGAGAACACGAUUACUUUACGAUCCACAUAACUCAACAAACAACUGUUGGUACAAUUUUUGUUAGCAUUUAGCAACUAGAUAUAUUACAUGAUUUUAAAUACCUUCAUACUACCUAUAUAUAUAUUUUUUUUUAUUUAUUUAAAUUUAUAUGGUUUAGCAAACCUGGUGCUAUUACAAGUAUGUAUGUUUAACAAUUAUAUUGAUUAUUAAUUAUUUAAACUGAUAUGUUAUUAAAGACAGGAUAACCUUCCCCUAUUGUUAUGAAUUUGUUACAUUUAUUCAUGUACCACGAAGUAUAUUCUUAGGAACUUAUUUUAAAGACCUUGGAUCCUAUUUAUCUUAGUAGGUGAUGCAGCAGAUCAUAUUAGACAGAAAUAAGUUGUCUGAUUAUUAAAGUGUAUGAAGGAAGGGUGAAUUAAUUUGAAGUAUUUAUUUUGAGUUGUCUAGAACUAUAUAUUAAAGUAUUUUAUAUUAUUUGUGGACAGUAUAAUUUACAACUUAUUUUAAAGAUCUUAUUUCUUUAUUGAAAAGAAUAAUUAUAUAACUUGCUUACUUUUAUAUUUUUUUAUAAGUAAAAAUUAUGUUUCAGACUGGCAAUGGAACAAAUAUGGCCAAGGAUAUGUCUUCUGAAGUACGUAAUUACUCUGGCCAAUCAUAUACAAGUACACAUACAAUUGAAGAAAAAGUUUAUGAUGAAGUAAGUUUUAGUGGAUUAAGGUAUAGCAGCGAGUCAAAUAAUAACAUUCAACCUCUAGAUCUCAUGUUAGAUCCAGAUACUGUGUUUUUACCACCAAUAUCAUAUAUAAAUGUUAUAAACAAUAAUGAAGAUGAUGAUUAUUUAUUAAAUGAUCCUUUUGAGUUACCUAAGGAUAUUCCUACUUACACGGAAGUGGAAAUAGCUACUAGCAGUCCUAAAAAAAAAAGUGAAUCGCUACCUACUUCACCUACUGAAAUGCCAGGUUAUACAGCUAUAGAUUUUAAUCGAACCAUGCAUUUAAGUCAGAAAAUGCUUAAAGGUAGUGAGGAUGCAGGGAUGAGAAAAACAAGGCAUGAUUCAACAAUGAGUAAUCCUUAAUUUAAUUCACACAAUUCGGUUACCUGUUUAAUCUACCUAAUAAAAUUGUGGUAUCAAAAUAUCUAUGAUCUUCAAUUGUUAAUUAAUUAAAUAUAGUUUUAUAUUUUUGCUCAAUACAUGUUUAGUAUAUAGUUCAAUAUUUCCAAAAAGUAAAGCUCUGUUUCUAGUUAACAAUGAAAAAAAAAAACACUUGCUCAACCCGUGAUUUAAUUGUGCUAGUUUUAUUUUUAAUUUAUGUAACUAGAGAUAUGCAAUAGGAUAUGAUAAUUAAAUGUAUAAUUUUUUAUAAUUGGAAAUCUCAAAAAAACUGUAAUAUGUUAUUGGUAAUUAUAAGAUAAUUUCUACAAUAAUAAUCUAUGCCAAAGAGUUGUUUUUACAAUAUGUUAAUAUAUAAACAUAUAUCGGAUACUCAAUGAUGUGAUAAACAUUUGUUAUAGUGUUAGUAAUUCAUGAUCUGUUCAUUGUUAACUAUUUUACCACAUUAAUAUGUACAAUGUUUAUAUUUAUAAUAGAUAUAUAUUAAGAGUUUAUUUGUUCCAUAUUUAAUACAGUGCCACACUUUAUAAAUAUAAUUUAAGUAUUUUUAUUUGAUAAAACUAAUCAAAAUAGAUUAACAAAAUUAUUUAUAAAAAGUAAACAAUAAUUUUCAAAUUAUUUAUAUUAGGAUACAUAAUACAUAAUUAUAUAACUAGCUAUUAAUAUGCUAAAAUUAAUGAUAAAUAUAUCCGCUAGGUAAUUUAACUAUAAUCAAUUAGAUCUCUGGUCCAAAAGUAAAUUGUUCAACAGUUUUCUAGGAAUAAAAUUAAGAAAUUAUAUCAAUUUAAUUUGACAACCUAACCUACAUUCUAAUCCAUCAGAUCUAAUCAAAUUGUUUAAUUUUUAAUGCUAUUGACAAGGCUAGUUAACAUGGAUCAUUCUUACUAGGCCACUAGGAUCACAUCUGUAAGGCCUUAUGUUUAUAUAUAUUAUAUUAUGUAUUUAUAAUCAAAACCAAUUAUUAGCAAUAAUGUAAUGUGUAUGUAUUUAAAAUAAACAACAGUACACUUAUGUAUUAUUAAUAUAUAAAUACAAAUUUAAUAAAAUCUAGUCAUUUCCUUAUACUAUAAAUCAAUUUAUGAUUAAUUAUAUGUUCUGUAAGUCUUGCAUCCCAUCCAAUAUUUGUUAUGAACAAAUAAUAAAUAAUUUGCUGAACUAACCUAACCUCUUUCUUUCUCUAUAUGUGUACACCUAUUAUACAAUUCUAUGCAAAAGAAGAUACCUCAAACAAAUAUUUGAUUAUGAUACAUCAGUCUUAGUUAUUUUCACAAUAUUACAUAACAUUGUUUAUGGUACAGUGUUUGUUGCCAUAGCAACAGGCCACAUUAAUGGACCUUUGGAUAUCAUUUUAGACAUGGCAUUUUUAAUAGCAACAAAAUGUCUUUUGAAUUCUAAACCACAUCCUCUUGAAAGCCUGAAGUCCAUCAAUGUUUGAUGAUUCAUUGGAAUUAUAUUAGAUUUAAACACUAAGUGCUGGUCAGUAGUUGUAAUUGUAACCUGUAACCCAAUGAAAUAAAUAUAUUUAUUUCUAAACGUUUUCAACUUUUUUAAUUACUUACUAAACCUGAUGUAUUGAUUUUCCAUGUAUAUCCCAAAUCAUCAAGAAACUGUGAUAAAUUAACUAAUGCUUCUUCAGGUGACAAACAAACUAUAAACCUUGUCAUUCUCUUAACUAAUUUCUGUAUGGAGUUCUAAAAAAAUUGUUAAUAUUUUUUUGUUAUUUAUACCGAACAUAUUAAAAUGUAAAAUAAUUAAAUCUUUAAUUACAUUUGAUGUUGUUAACAUUGAUUGUGACGUUAGAAGUUGAGAAGAUAGUAACAAAUGUUCUACCUGAGUUGGUUGGGAAAAUGAAUGUAUUUCAGAUUCAUUGGGUGGGAUAGAUACUGCAUAUGAAAUGGCUGCAGGAGCCGGUUGUGAAUAACAUGGACGAGCGUCCUCAAAAUCUCUGUCUGACCAAACAGAAACACCCAUUUUCUUACUGUCUAAAUG
This is a messenger RNA of Cinara cedri, 6017 nucleotides long. NCBI's taxonomy places the organism in Eukaryota, Metazoa, Arthropoda, Insecta, Hemiptera, Aphididae. The record is from the annotation of a GenBank genome assembly.